Molecule: messenger RNA, 1878 nt
Organism: Aspergillus alliaceus
Lineage: Eukaryota; Fungi; Ascomycota; Eurotiomycetes; Eurotiales; Aspergillaceae
Product: aminotransferase-like domain-containing protein
Exons: 4
Coding region: 286-1878 (530 amino acids)
Biological process (GO): L-tyrosine biosynthetic process; aromatic amino acid catabolic process
Molecular function (GO): L-2-aminoadipate:2-oxoglutarate transaminase activity; aromatic-amino-acid:2-oxoglutarate transaminase activity; pyridoxal phosphate binding
Source: RefSeq, a predicted model, not a curated record
UUGGUGGCAACCCGAAAACCAACGCGGGGCUAAGUGGAUACUCAUAAGCCCUAGGGCGCAUAAACUCCCCGCUUGUCGCGCCUUAAGGCCCAAUUCGUACCAGACUUCUGAUGUCCAAGAAACUUCUUCGUCUUAAACUAUGAGGAAGCACUGCAAUAUGCGUCAUUUACAUAUCCCCUGGGCCUCAGAAAAGGGAUCGAUUUCUGCAUUUGAGACGUUCUUUGAGCCGUCUCAUUCAACCAGUAUAAGCGCUUCUCUUCGGGCUAGUCUUCGAUCGAUACUACAAUGGCAACUCGGCUGAGCAGCACAGGUGUCUCUGACAAACGGAGACACCUAAAUGAUAUUUAUGAGAGAAGAGCCAAAGCUGGCAAGCUUGUCGCUGGCGUGGGUGCUAAAUCUAACAGCGACAUGUUCAAGGCCACUGGAGGCGGCAAACCGAAAGCUAAGAGUUGGGACUCUCAUUUCAGCCGGGAAAGCAAGUCACGAUUGCCUGGUAUGCUCAAACAAGCCGCUGGGUACCUCAAAACCCCGGGCCUCGUCUCUCUGGGGGGUGGUCUCCCAUCUAGCGAACACUUUCCGGUUUAUAAAUGCAGCCUUCGUGUGCCCACGCCGCCACAUUUCUCCGAAAAGAAUGCGAUUUCGCCCGAUAGUCCUACAACCCAGACUGUCAGCAUUGGAAAGUACGACGUUAAUGCUGGGCUCUCAGAGUAUGACCUCUCCAUCGCAUUGAAUUAUGGACAAUCAAUGGGCUCGGCCCAGAUGCUGCGCUUCCUCACAGAGCACACCGAGCUGGUCCAUAAUCCAGCCUACGCUGACUGGCAAGUCUGUCAGACAAUCGGGAGCACCGGUGCUCUUGAGCUCACCAUUCGCAUGUUUUGCGAUCGUGAACGGGGUGACUCCAUUCUCACCGAGGAAUACAGCUACGCCACUGCACUUGAAACCCUUGCUCCCCUGGGCAUUAAAGCCUUUGGCGUCAAAAUGGACGACGAAGGCCUUCUUCCAGAGAGCAUGGAUGACCUCCUUAGCUCUUGGGAUGAGCGGCCCCGUGGCGCCAGAAAGCCACACAUUCUGUAUACAGUUCCUUCGGGACAGAAUCCAACAGGCGCGACCCAAAGUCUCAAACGACGUCGUGACAUUUAUGCAAUCUGCCAGAAGCAUGAUAUCUUUAUGAUCGAAGAUGAACCAUAUUAUUUUAUUCAAAUGCCCCCCUAUCGGGGCAGAAAUGGCUCAGGAUACAAAUCCCCGGAGGAUAUUGAAUCUUUUCUCGCUGGACUUGUCCCCUCCUAUUUAACCAUUGAUGUCGACGGCCGAGUGUUGCGCAUGGAUUCUUUCUCCAAAGUACUCGCACCGGGAUCGAGAUUGGGAUGGAUCACAGCCAGCGCGCAGGUAGUCCAACAAUAUAUCUAUCACUCCGAGGUUGCCGAUCACGGUCCAAGCGGAAUCUCACAAAUCAUGCUGUGGAAACUGCUUGAUGAAACCUGGGGGCAUGAAGGAUACUUAAAAUGGCUGAUUGAUCUGAAAGAUAACUAUACCAGAAGAAGGAACACGCUGCUUGCUGCUUGCGAACAAUACUUACCCACGUCCAUUGUUAGUUGGACACCCCCCGCAUCGGGCAUGUUUCUCUGGCUCAAAGUCGAUCAUUCUAAACAUCCAGAUUACCCUCGCCGCUCUACUGAAGAGAUCGAGGAAGAAAUUUUCAACCAAGCUAUUGGUAAUGGAGUUCUUUGCGCUCGCGGUUCCUGGUUCCGCACCGAAUCUAGCACGCCUGCGAGCGGGUUGUUUUUCCGUACAACGUUCGCAAGCGCCAGCGAAGAAGUGAUGGAUAGCGCUGUCCAGCGAUUGGGCCAAACAAUUCGCCAAUCAUUUCAAAUCGACUAG